Messenger RNA from Encephalitozoon hellem ATCC 50504, 351 nucleotides. RefSeq lists its product as uncharacterized. The transcript has a single exon. Bases 1 to 351 code for a protein of 116 amino acids. Gene Ontology annotation, biological process: tRNA 5'-leader removal. The record is from RefSeq and is a predicted model, not a curated record. Lineage: Eukaryota; Fungi; Microsporidia; Unikaryonidae. Gene Ontology annotation, cellular component: ribonuclease P complex. Gene Ontology annotation, molecular function: ribonuclease P RNA binding.
AUGGUUCGUGUGAAAUCAAGAUACAUCGUUGUGAAGCUUCUGCUUGAAGAGGGCAGAGGCAUGCCUAGUAUGGAUGUAUUGGGUUCUGUUAUCAAGUCAAGGGUUGAGAUUGAUUAUGGAAGGCAUGUUCUAUCGAUGGUGGGUAAUCUGGGUAUUGUUGAGUAUUUACCGCACAGCCAGAUAGUGGUGAUCAGAUGCGAUGCGCCGGUGUGCAAAUAUGUCCUGUUUACGAUUACCACUAUAGGAGAGAUAUCUGGCUUCAAAUGUUCGAUGUCAGUUCUGUGGGUGUCUGGGAUUCUUAAGAGGGCAAUGAGGAAGAUUCUAAAGUAUGUGAGGAUGGAGAAGAGAUAG